This is a messenger RNA of Saimiri boliviensis boliviensis (Bolivian squirrel monkey), 2526 nucleotides long. It is a transcript of the gene SLC45A3, whose product is annotated as solute carrier family 45 member 3. Gene Ontology annotation, biological process: transmembrane transport. The record is from RefSeq and is a predicted model, not a curated record. Gene Ontology annotation, cellular component: membrane. NCBI's taxonomy places the organism in Eukaryota, Metazoa, Chordata, Mammalia, Primates, Cebidae. Gene Ontology annotation, molecular function: sucrose:proton symporter activity.
GUACCAGCCCCACCUCUCUAUCCCCCCUCGCAGCACCCCCCACCUCCGUCCCGCCUCGCCCCGCCCCCCUCCUGGCACUCCCAGCGCGCAUGCUCUCUCCCCCCGCGGAGUAACCUGGAGAUUUAAAAGCCGCCGGCUGGCGCGCGUGGGGGCAAGGAAGCGGGGGGUGACCAGCCUGCACGCGCUGGCCGCGGGUGACAGCCGCGCGCCUCGGCCAGGAUCUGAGUGAUGAGAUGUGUCCCCGCUGAGGUGCCCCACAGCAGCAGGUGUCCAGCAUGGGCUGAGAAGCUGGACCGGCACCAAAGGGCUGGCGGAAAUGGGCGUCUGGCUGACUCCUAGGCAGUUGGUGGCAGCAAGGAGAAGAGGCCGCGGCUUCUGGAGCAGAGCUGAGACGAAGCAGUUCUGGAGGGCUUGAACGGCCCCCUGAGCCCUACCCGCCUGGCCCACCAUGGUCCAGAGGCUGGGGGUGAGCCGCCUGCUGCGGCACCGGAAAGCCCAGCUCCUGCUGGUCAACCUGCUAACCUUUGGCCUGGAGGUGUGUUUGGCCGCAGGCAUCACCUAUGUGCCACCUCUGCUGCUGGAAGUGGGCGUGGAGGAGAAGUUCAUGACCAUGGUGCUGGGCAUUGGUCCAGUGCUGGGCCUGGUCUCUGUCCCGCUCCUAGGCUCAGCCAGUGACCACUGGCGCGGACGCUAUGGCCGGCGGCGGCCCUUCAUCUGGGCGCUGUCCUUGGGCAUCCUGCUGAGCCUCUUUGUCAUCCCGAGGGCCGGCUGGCUGGCAGGGCUGCUGUGCCCGGAUCCCAGGCCUCUGGAGUUGGCACUGCUUAUCCUGGGUGUGGGGCUGCUGGACUUCUGCGGCCAGGUGUGCUUCACCCCACUGGAGGCCCUGCUCUCUGACCUAUUCCGGGACCCGGACCACUGUCGCCAGGCCUACUCCGUCUAUGCCUUCAUGAUCAGUCUUGGGGGCUGCCUGGGCUACCUCCUGCCUGCCAUUGACUGGGAUACCAGUGCCCUGGCCCCCUACCUGGGCACCCAGGAGGAGUGCCUCUUUGGCCUGCUCACUCUCAUCUUCCUCACCUGCGUAGCAGCCACACUGCUGGUGGCAGAAGAGGCAGCGCUGGGCCCAGCCGAGCCCACAGAAGCACUGUCAGCCCCCUCCCUGCCGCCUCGCUGCUGUCCGUGCCGGGCCCACCUGGCUUUCCGGAACCUGGGCGCCCUGCUUCCCCAUCUGCACCAGCUGUGCUGCCGCAUGCCCCGCACGCUGCGCCGGCUCUUCGUGGCUGAGCUGUGCAGCUGGAUGGCACUCAUGACCUUCACGCUGUUUUACACGGAUUUCGUGGGUGAGGGGCUGUACCAGGGCGUGCCCCGAGCUGAGCCGGGCACUGAGGCCCGGAGACACUAUGAUGAAGGUGUUCGGAUGGGCAGUCUGGGGCUCUUCCUGCAGUGUGCCAUCUCCCUGGUCUUCUCUCUGGUCAUGGACCGGCUGGUGCAGCGAUUUGGCACCCGUGCAGUCUAUCUGGCCAGUGUGGCAGCUUUUCCUGUGGCUGCCGGUGCCACGUGCCUGUCCCACAGUGUGGCCGUGGUGACGGCUUCAGCUGCCCUCACCGGGUUCACCUUCUCAGCCCUGCAGAUUCUGCCCUACACACUGGCCUCCCUCUACCACCGGGAGAAGCAGGUGUUCCUGCCCAAAUACCGAGGGGACGCCGGAGGCGCCGGCAGUGAGGACAGCCUGAUGACCAGCUUCCUGCCAGGCCCGAAGCCUGGAGCUCCCUUCCCCAAUGGACACGUGGGUGCUGGAGGCAGUAGUCUGCUCCCACCUUCACCUUCGCUCUGCGGGGCCUCUGCCUGUGACGUCUCUGUGCGCGUGGUGGUGGGUGAGCCCGCUGAGGCCAGGGUGGUUCCAGGCCGGGGCAUCUGCCUGGACCUUGCCAUCCUGGAUAGUGCCUUCCUGCUGUCCCAGGUGGCCCCGUCCCUGUUCAUGGGUUCCAUUGUCCAACUCAGCCAGUCUGUCACUGCCUACAUGGUGUCUGCCGCAGGCCUGGGUCUGGUCGCCAUUUACUUUGCUACACAGGUAGUAUUUGACAAGAACGACUUGGCCAAAUACUCAGUGUAGAAUACUUCCAGCACAUUGGGGUGGAGGGCCUGCCUCACUGGGUCCCAGCUCCCUACUCCUGUUAGCCCCAUCGGGGGGCUGCUGAGCUGGCCACCAGUUUCUGUUGCUGCCAAAGUCGUGUGGCUCUCUGCUGCCACCCUGUGGCGCUGAGGUGUGUAGCUGCACAGCUGGGGGCUGAGGCUUCCCUGUUCUCCUCUUCCCAGUCUCUAGGGCUGCCAGACUGGAGACCUUCCAAGUGGGUUUCAGUCUGGACCUCUACAGGGAGGCCAGAAGGGCAGGGCAUUUGAUUCACUCCAUACACUGGAAUGCGGGGACUCUGCGGAUGGAUUACCCAGGCUCAGGGUUAACAGCUAGCCUCCUGGUUGAGACAUACCUAGAGAAGGGUUUCGGGAGCUGAAUAAACUCAGCCACCUGGU